AUGUUAUCUUUGAUGACAGCUGCUUUGUCAUUACUCCCAGCUGCUUCAGCAACAACAGUCUCCGGCCGAGAGACUGCCAGAGGUACGACAACUUAUAGUGAUACGUUUACUAUCAACCUCGAUUCCAUUAUGGUCAUUAGAUCUGGUCUUACCCAUUAUUGGUUUGGUGAAGCUAUCGUUUACGGUGAACUAUGUAUGUAUGAAGACUCAUGGAGUGCUGGUUGGACAACAGUUUUUGAAGAUGAUAUCUACAAUUACGGCGUCAUCGUUAUCGAUGACAGUUACGCUUGGGCCGGUGAAACUUUCAGCGCAAAUGGUGGUACUUUCUACAAUUCUGGUUACUUCUUUGUCGAUGGUCAUAAUUCUGGUUUAGGUGAAAGUAAUUACAAGAUCUCCGCUGCAAAUACUUUUAACAAUGACGGUGGUCUUAUAUCUAUGCAACAGGCAAGUGGCUCAGCAAGUGUUACUUUGGGUGAUAGUUAUCUAAGAAACACCGGUACAAUUUGUUUAGAAUAUGCUAAUUGGGAACAGUCUGCUACUGUGACAGAUACUGGGUGUAUUUCCAUUAAUUCAGGUGGUCAAUUAACUAUUGACAAUCUUGCAAACGAUCCAGUUGCUGAUCAAACUAUCUACUUACAAAACACUACUUCUAUCCUUUCCAUUGGUGGGUACAGUGCUAAUACCCUCCUGGUUAGAGGUUUCGGUUCAAGUAAUGUAAUCUCCUUCCCAUAUGGGAUCACUAGCAACACGUAUAAUGCUACAAGCGGUAUUGUUGCAGUCGCAACUUCAGGUGGUACUUAUUACAUCGAUAUUGGUCAUUACUAUAACUCAACGCCAUUACGUAUGAUGAUAAAAGUUUAA
Kazachstania africana CBS 2517 is the source of this 861-nucleotide messenger RNA. RefSeq lists its product as uncharacterized. The transcript has a single exon. Bases 1 to 861 code for a protein of 286 amino acids. The record is from RefSeq and is a predicted model, not a curated record. NCBI's taxonomy places the organism in Eukaryota, Fungi, Ascomycota, Saccharomycetes, Saccharomycetales, Saccharomycetaceae.